This is a messenger RNA of Acanthisitta chloris (rifleman), 3165 nucleotides long. RefSeq names its product integrin, alpha 2 (CD49B, alpha 2 subunit of VLA-2 receptor) (gene ITGA2). Gene Ontology annotation, molecular function: integrin binding. Gene Ontology annotation, biological process: cell-cell adhesion; integrin-mediated signaling pathway; cell adhesion mediated by integrin. Gene Ontology annotation, cellular component: external side of plasma membrane; integrin complex. The transcript is spliced from 26 exons. The annotation marks the transcript as partial. The record is from RefSeq and is a predicted model, not a curated record. NCBI's taxonomy places the organism in Eukaryota, Metazoa, Chordata, Aves, Passeriformes, Acanthisittidae.
ACUUGUGGUCCCUUGUGGGCACAGCAGUGUGGAAGCCAAUACUAUGCUACAGGAGUCUGUUCUGAAGUCAGCCCAAGUUUCCAGAUCCUAAGAAGCUUUUCUCCUGCUGUUCAAAAAUGUUCCUCUGUUAUAGAUGUUGUGGUGGUUUGUGAUGAGUCAAACAGCAUUUAUCCCUGGGAUGCAGUGCGGGCAUUUUUGAAAAAAUUUGUACAAGGCUUAGACAUAGGCCUUAACAAAACCCAGGUGGGGUUAAUUCAGUAUGCUAAUAAUCCCCGUGUAGUCUUCAACCUGAACACUUACCAAACAAAGGAUGAGGUUGUUAAAGCAAUGGAGGGAACAUAUCAGAAGGGAGGAGAUCUCACUAAUACUUUCAAAGCCAUUGACAAUGCAAGACAAUAUGCCUUCUCACCUGAAUCAGGAGGACGUCCCACAGCCACAAAAGUAAUGGUUGUUGUGACAGAUGGUGAAUCACAUGAUGGCUCCAACUUGAAAACAGUGAUAGGUAAAUGCAAUGAAGACAAUAUAACCAGAUUUGGCAUUGCUGUUUUGGGAUACUUAAUCAGACAUGAACUUGAUACUAAAAACUUAAUCAAAGAAAUCAAAGGAAUUGCUAGUCAUCCUACAGAGAAGUAUUUCUUCAAUGUGUCAUCUGAGGCUGCGCUACUGGAAGAAGCAGGAACACUUGGAGAGCGCAUUUUUAGCAUAGAAGGUACAGAUCAAGGCGACACUUUCCAAAUGGAAAUGUCACAGGUGGGCUUCAGUGCACAUUAUUCACAAAAAAAGGACGUUCUGCUGCUGGGUGCUGUUGGGGCCUAUGACUGGAGUGGAACAGUAGUUCAGGAGUCUUCAGACAAAGUCACCACCUUUCCAAGCCAUGUGUUUGAGAAGAUUCUACAGGACAGAAAUCAUAGCUCUUACCUAGGUUAUUCUAUUGCUGUUCUCUCAACUAUGAGCUCUGUCUAUUUUGUUGCUGGUGCACCAAGAUCCAACUACACUGGCAGAGUGGUGGUUUAUGAUGUUAGCAGCGAUGGUAAUAUUGCAAUUGUGCAGUCACAAAGAGGCGAGCAGAUUGGCUCCUACUUUGGAAGUGUGGUGUGUUCAGUGGAUGUUGACAGGGAUUCUGUGACAGAUGUGCUGCUUGUGGGUGCACCAAUGUUUAUGAAUGACUUGAAGAAAGAAGAAGGGAGAGUAUACAUGUUCUCUGUCACAAAGAGAAUUUUGGAUCAGAGAGAACUCUUGGAAGGUCCACAGGGAUCAGAAAAUGCACGCUUUGGAUCAGCAAUUGCAACACUUGCAGACAUUGAUUUGGAUGGCUUUAAUGACGUUGUAAUAGGUGCACCACUGGAAAACCAAAACUCUGGAGCAAUUUACAUUUACAAUGGAUUUCAAAAGACUAUACGUACCAAGUAUUCUCAGAAAAUUUUAGGAUCGGAUUCUGCUUUUGGACAACAGCUCCAAUUCUUUGGAAGAUCAGUAGAUGGCCAUAGAGACUUAGAUGACGAUGGCAUUACUGACAUAUCAGUUGGUGCUGAUGGAAAUGUGGUUCUGCUAUGGUCAAGAAGCAUUGCAAAUGUGUCCAUAAUUGCCUCAUUUAAACCUGAGAAAAUCAGUCUGCUGAACAAGAAUACAGAAAUAACUGCCAAAAUAUGUUUUCAGGCUACAUUUAGACCUGAUAAGAGAAAUAGUCAAGUGGCUCUAAAGUACAAUGCAACAUUGGAUGCAGAUCUCCAGUCCUCCAGAGUGACUUCUAGAGGAUUGUUCAAAGAAAAUAAUGAAAGGUACAUGCAGAGGGACCUUGUGGUACGUCAUGAAGAGAAUUGUGUUCAUGAUGUCUUCAGUGUACAGGAACCUUCAGAUGCAGUAAAUUCUCUUAGUUUGCGCAUUGACAUUGGCCUUGCAGAUCCCAGCUCCAGCCCUGUCCUCGAUAUAUCUUCUCCUUCAUCUGUGGCCUAUAGUAUUCCUUUUAUUAAAGACUGUGGUGAAGAUGAACUUUGUAUCUCUGAUCUUGUUCUGAAUGUUCAGCAGAAGGCAGAUGACAGCAAACAACGAUUUGUUGUCAGCAGCAAAAGCAGAAGACUAACGUUCAAUGUGAAACUGAGAAAUAAAAAGGAAAAUGCAUAUAACACCAGAAUCCAGGCUACAUUUUCAGACAACUUGUUUUUUGCUUCAUUGUCUUUACCGAGUGAUGGGACUGAAGUCUCAUGUCAAACAGGAACAGCACAAAGUACAGUCAUUUGCCAAAUAAGCUAUCCAGUUUUCAGAACAGGACAACAGGUAUCCUUUGAUAUUAGUUUUGACUUUAACCUUAAAAAUCUUCAGAAUGUGGCAGUUAUAAGUUUUCGUGCAUUGAGUGAAAGUAAGGAACUGCAAGAACUGGACAACCAGGUCAGCUUAUCAAUUCCUUUGCGAUAUGAUGCAGAAAUUCACUUCACAAGGCUUGCCAACAUCAACUUUUAUGAAGUAUACUCGGGUCAUAACAUUCCUUCCACUGUGAAUAAUUUUGAAGAUAUUGGCCCCGCGUUCAACUUCUCAGUUAAGAUAACAACAGGAAGUAUUCCAGUAAAGAUGGCAUUUGUAAAAAUCUAUCUUCCAGAACUGACCAGCAAAGACAACCCAUUGAUGUACCUAACUGCAGUCACCACAGAUCAGGCCAGAGGUGUGACUUGUCAAGCUCAGAUAAAUCCACUUCAAAUAGGAAAGAGACCUUAUUCUGCAUCUUUCACAAAAGAGAACUUAAGAGCUUCCAAAGAACUGAACUGUAAGAAUGUGAAGUGCAGUACAAUCACAUGCAAACUGGAAGACAUCACGUUGAAGGGAGAGUACUUUGUGAAUGUGUCCACCCAAAUCUGGAAUGGAACCUUUGCUGCUUUAACUUUCCAGACAUUAGAACUCUCUGCAGAGGCAAAAAUCGAUACACAUAACCCUGAGUUAUUUAUAAUUGGAGAAAAUACCCUAACUAUCCCAGUUACAAUAAUGAAGCCAGACGAAAAAGCUGAGGUACCAGUAGGUGUUGUGAUUGGCAGUAUAUUGGCUGGACUCCUCUUGCUGUUAGUGUUGGUUGCUGUUUUGUGGAAGCUUGGCUUCUUCAAGAGACAGUAUGAGAAAAUGACACAGGAUAUAGAAGAUGUCGAUGAAAUCGCAGAACUCACAAAGGACAAAGACUGA